Molecule: messenger RNA, 1494 nt
Organism: Adineta ricciae
Lineage: Eukaryota; Metazoa; Rotifera; Eurotatoria; Adinetida; Adinetidae
Source: the annotation of a GenBank genome assembly
AUGGAUGAUUUUGAGGACAUUGACGAGGCUUUUAAGCGUAACAGUACUCACAUUGUUGUAUUCAUUCGAAUGAAAAGUUCUCCACACUAUCUCGAUCAUCAUUCAAUGCAUAGUACUUCUGAUCUGAUUGAUAUUCCACGUAAAAUCAAAUCGCACACUGGUACAGCGUUCGCAAUCAACUGCACACUCUGUCUAUUUGCUUCUAUAAUCAUCGGGGUUCAAAAUUUGAUUCAUUCGAAAGUCAAUUCCGUUCAAUUCACAAAUGUAAUAGACGUACGAAUAAUUAAUUCGAUCACUGAACCAAACGCGGAAAGUUUUUCAUCACGAUGUGCUGCGGAAGGUUGCUUACAAAUCUUAGGACAAAUACUCUUCCCUCUUGCUUGUUGGCCAGCAUGUCGAUCGCAUAAGUUAGAGAAACUCCAAAAUCUCAAUUUCCUUCAAACACCGAUGAGCAUAAAUCUGACUUCGACAUUGAAUGAGAAUCAUAUGAUUGAAUUCGAUACAUUUAAUAUCGUUGUUUUGAAAAAUCAAAGUAUCGGCGAGCAAAUCGAAAUGUUCUUUUUAUACAAUUUUUUGGAAAAUCAGAACCGAACGUUUCGAUUGAACAAUGUUCCACUUGAUGCAUCAAGUUUAACGAAUAUAACUCAUUUAGUAUCUGAUGCUAUCUCUCAAUCUCACGCAGAUAUUCUUGACUUUACUGUUAUUCAAGCAGAUAUAGUCGAAGCAUCCGCAACAUUGAACGUCACUGUUCUGAUUUCAUUAAAACCUCAAUGUCUCAGCGAUUGCCAACGAUUACAAAUAAAUAAGCUAACAAUUCUGCCUGAAACCACCAUUUGUGCGUCAAUCACUCUGACCUACGAUGGAAAUACUUAUGAUUAUAAUGCUUCUCUAACUGGUGUUUACCUUGGAGCAUCUGGAGCGUUAUCAACGAGAACUACGCAAAGCACAACAAAAGGAAAGAAAAAUUUGAAGCGAGAUUUGACUUUCGUCAAGAAGAUCUAUUCAUUUAUAAAUAAGAAAGCAUCAAUAUUUGAAAUCAGUUACCAGUUGAAUGCAUCGAAAUUCAUAGUAGACAAAUAUUUCGAAGGUGGUACCAUUGUCAACAGUUCCACGCUGAACGGAUUAUCAAUCAUGAUGCAAACAACACUAUCCAAUGAUUCAAACAUUAAUGUGACGGUUUUCAAUGCUAGCAUCACUGAUAAUAAUGGAAAUACAUCACUAACCGCGCAUACAUACAUUUAUACUCUACGUUUGAUCGUUUAUUACCUCUACCCAGUGACAUGUUAUACAUGUGCACAAAGCAGUAACGAUGCCGUCCGAAAAACACCUGUAUUCGUAAAGACAAUACGCGUUCGCAAUGGUACAUUAAUUAGUAUAUCUCAUCCACAUAGUAUUCUUACGAUUUCACCAGCUAACAAUACAACUACCAUUCCAUCUCCUCCUCAUCAUACUACGGAACAUACAAGUACAAAACAUCAUCCAAUCACACACUGA